UCGUUAGUAUAAGAGCUCAUCUGUAGGAGCUUUGCGGCUAGGUUGGCUGUAGGUUGUUUUGCAGAUAGCUGCCUGGGGUUUCCACUCGUCGCUGCCGAGCUCCGCCACUGCAAAAUCGGUCAUUACGGCGGCACAUCAGACGGACUAUAGGUCACAGAUGGACCAGCAGGACCAGUCCUAUAUGUUUGCCAGUCUGAAACGGCCUCACUCGGAGCAGCUGCUGCAAGGCCUCCAGCUUUUGCGGCAGGAUCAUGAACUAUGUGACAUUGUCCUGCGUGUGGGAGAUGCCAAGAUCCAUGCCCACAAAGUAGUGCUGGCCAGCAUCAGCCCUUACUUUAAGGCCAUGUUCACAGGUAACCUGUCGGAAAAGGAGACUUCUGAGGUGGAAUUCCAGUGCAUCGAUGAAACUGCUUUGCAGGCCAUUGUUGAGUAUGCCUACACUGGCACGGUGUUUAUCUCCCAAGAAACAGUGGAAUCUUUGCUACCGGCUGCCAACUUACUCCAGGUUAAGCUAGUACUUAAGGAGUGCUGCUCCUUCUUAGAGAGCCAGCUGGAUGCUGGAAACUGUAUAGGCAUUUCCCGCUUUGCAGAGACAUAUGGUUGUCAUGACCUGUGCCUGGCUGCCACUAAGUUCAUCUGUGAGAACUUUGAGGAGGUUUGUCAAACAGAGGAGUUUUUUGAACUGACGAGAGCUGAGUUGGAUGAAAUUGUGUCCAAUGACUGCCUUAAGGUGGUCACAGAGGAGACUGUAUUUUACGCCCUGGAAUCGUGGAUCAAAUAUGAUGUAACUGAAAGACAGCAACAUCUGGCUCAGCUGCUGCACUGUGUUCGCCUUCCACUCCUCAGCGUCAAAUUUCUCACCCGCCUGUAUGAAGCCAACCACCUUAUACGAGAUGACCACGCAUGCAAGCACCUGCUCAACGAGGCCCUCAAAUAUCAUUUUAUGCCUGAGCACCGGCUUUCCUAUCAGACUGUGUUGUCGGCACGGCCCAGGUGUGCCCCGAAAGUGUUGCUCGCAGUAGGAGGCAAGGCUGGACUGUUUGCAACAUUGGAAAGCAUGGAAAUGUAUUUCCCCCAGACAGACUCAUGGAUAGGACUAGCCCCACUCAGUGUACCUCGAUAUGAAUUUGGAGUGGCAGUGCUGGACCAUAAAGUGUAUGUAGUGGGAGGCAUUGCCACACACAUGAGACAGGGCAUUAGCUAUCGGAGACAUGAGAGCACAGUGGAGAGCUGGGACCCUGAAAGCAACACCUGGUCUUCGGUGGAGCGUAUGGCAGAGUGCCGCAGUACACUCGGUGUGGUGGUCCUGGCCGGUGAGCUUUACGCCCUUGGGGGCUAUGAUGGCCAGUAUUACCUCCAGUCAGUGGAGAAAUAUGUCCCCAAGUUGAAGGAGUGGCAACCUGUGGCCCCCAUGACAAAGUCCCGCAGCUGCUUUGCCACUGCUGUGCUGGAUGGGAUGGUGUACGCUAUUGGUGGCUAUGGCCCAGCCCAUAUGAACAGCGUGGAGCGGUACGACCCCAGCAAGGAUGCCUGGGAAAUGGUAGCCCCCAUGGCAGAUAAAAGGAUCAACUUCGGAGUAGGGGUCAUGCUCGGCUUCAUAUUUGUGGUGGGCGGACACAACGGUGUGUCGCACCUGUCCAGCAUUGAGAGGUAUGAUCCGCAUCAGAACCAGUGGACAGCCUGUCGUCCAAUGAAUGAACCACGCACUGGUGUGGGCUCUGCCAUUGUGGACAACUACCUCUAUGUGGUGGGAGGUCACUCUGGGUCAUCCUACCUGAACACUGUCCAGCGCUACGACCCUAUCUCAGACAGCUGGUUGGACUCAAGCGGCAUGAUGUAUUGCCGUUGCAACUUUGGUCUGACUGCCCUUUGACCCAUGGCCCAGCCUGCUAGGACCCAAUAGAGAGAAUUAGACACAAAGACGUUUCUUUUUUGUUGUCUCCUCUUCCUUCCCCACAUUCAUCCUCUAGGUGCAGCAGAGCGCUGCAUGCCAACGUGAACACCAGAGGAGAGAGAGCCUGCUGGGUCAAUGGUUGUGCCGGGCUGGCUGGCUAGAGGGGAAACCAUGGACACGGUUGCAGAGAUGAGAAAGGGCUGCAUAGUUGUGCAGAACAGUGAGGAAGAUGAUUGGACGGCUGUCACGGGCAAUGAGGAGUCGACCGCUCUACUGCUGCUGGACCACAAUGAGGACUCUGAGCCAUUUCCCAGAGGAUUGUGGGCGAAAACUUGUCACUUUUGUUUAAAACUUCUGUUAGCAGACAAUUUCUUUUGUUUUUCUUCAUGCCAUUAAUUGUGUUUAACACUUAAAUCUUUCAUUUCCCUGCAGCAACUGGAACCACAUGUUCAAAUUUUGUAAAAUACCGCAGUCUGCUGGUGUAUUUGUAUGAAUAUGUGGUUGUUGGCCAUGUAGCGUGUAUGUCUGUGUGUAUGCCUGAGAGGUACAUGCAUGUCAGAUAGGCUUGUUUGUUUUGUCAUGUCAAAAUCAGUGUUUCACAAAAAACAAGUUGGAAUCUUUAUAUUUUCUCACAAAGGGCUGCCUUUUCCUCUCUUGUAAAUAGUCUAAAUGAAAUGAAAUAUAUAGAUAUGAAUAUAUCCUCUAGUGCAUUGCCUGUAAAUGUUUUUCUGCACUGGGUCACUCGUGUGUAUGGAGAUGUGUGUGUAGUUUGAGUCCAAGGGUCAGUGUAGAGGUGAAUGACGAAUUCUCCUGAGAGUGUUUGCCACUAGUCUCUGCUCCAUGUUCUGGCUUCUGUUUCAUCUUCCUAAGGUCAGGUCAUGAACUUCUUGCUACUCUUCACAAUAGCUGAAAUUGACCUUGGCCCUUUUUUUCCCCACCCUUUGGUCUGUACACAAUACCAACUGGUGCUAUAUUUAGGAUUCAGGAUUCAGCUUUUUGUCUGUGUUGCCUCACACAAUUAGGUCAACCUCCGUUCAACCUCUGCUACAUUAAUGUGUUACAUGUUUUUUGAUUUAUGUGCAUUUAAAUGCACCAAGUUUAACGGGCUCAACCAUGCAAUAAAAAUGUAGUCCUACUGAAAGGGAAGCCUGUGGUUGGACAACCACAAACUUCUGUCUGAAAAUUAGCACCGUCCUUUGAAGUUUAAUUGUCCCUGUCUGUCCCUGUUGCAGGACAUGAGCAUGCUUUGCCUGUUCCCAGUACAGUGUCACUCUUAGCUCUGAACAAGACUUUUUCUGUCUGUGAUUGGGUCUGACACCUGUACUCACCACUAAACACGUGACCCUUGUGGCCAAGGUCCUGAUUGUAAGCUCAGGUUUGUGGUAAUCCGUUCACAGCUUCAUGUGAAGUGCCAAAACAUGAAUUUGUUUUCCCAUCUUUCCCGCCUCCAGUACUAGAAAUGGCUUCCCUUCUGUGCCACGUUUGAAACGUUUUAUUUUCGUUCUUAAUGCUAUUGUAAUACAUUACAUUCUUCCUGUUGUCAUAUAGAGAUGGGUGAUAAAGCACCAAGGGCUGUGCUAGCCAACUCAGGCCAUGUUGCCACUGUCAACCAGUCCCAUGUCCUGAGAGAAAAACCAGAGUGCUCCCCUGGGUGUGUCUGACUCCAGGCUGGCUAAGGGUGUCACAGUAGGGUAUAGAUGGGCCACUAGGCUUGGGAAGGCAAGGAGUAGUUUGUCAUGUUAAGUCACUGUUAAUGUUCAAGUCUAGUUUGAGUUCCUCUGUGCACUGAUGUUUGCACAUAAGUGGAAACUUUAACCGAGCUCUGCAUUGCACUUACCAAACAAUUUGAUACAUAUUGUAAUUUGUACAUAUGUUUUAAUUUAGGAUAAUGGCAUUUAGAUAAUGCAAUAAUAAGACUUCUGUUCUCUCUGUGAAUGAGUAUGUUUAGUGUUUGUCUCUUUAAAAAGCCAAGGCAUCUCAUAUUGCUGUAACAGAACCCCACAUGGCAUGUCUGUUGAUUCACACUGUGGGCCGGUAAUGUGGACAUCUAAUGAAACAUCCAGAUGGUACCAUUGACUUUGCCUCAUCUUAGACAUCUUUUGUAGUCAUUUUGUUGUGCAUGCCAGUUGUUUUAUUUUACAAGGCUUAUGUGCAUUCAAGCAGAUUCAGAUGGAUUGUUCACAAUUUACUAAUUAAUGGCCAAUUUUAAUGUAUACACCUUUUUUUUAAAAAAAAUCAAUUGUUCUCACCACAAAGUCUUGUAAGCAUAAGAUGGGACAUCUUCCACUUUACCCUUCUAUUCUAAACUUGGUGUGUUUGUAAAGUGAUUACAGAAAUCAUUACUACAGACAAGACUUUAACAUUUGCCUUGCAUAUUGGUCAGGGUGUGUUUCUAGUGAGACUUUGUUGCAGAUUGUUUUCAUCACUAUAGGAAAUACUUUCCUUUUAAUUAUUUUUUUUUUUGGUUUAUUUUGAAAGAGUAAUGCAUAAGCAUCCCAAGCGUAUUUCUGCAAAUGUCCCUUUAUUUUAAAAAGAUGUGUGAUGGUUUUUUUUUUUUGUAUUUAUGGUUAUAUAACCUCAUUUGUUUGUUAAUGAUGUUUUCUGUCUGUCAAACUAGAUUUUGUUUGUCACUUAACAGCCACAGCACAAAUCACGCAGGCGUAAUUAUGUGCUGCUGUCAUGAUUCAUCUAGCAUCACUGUUCUGUACAGUGUCGUGAUUUCUGAUGUACACUAACUACUACUUCAAUGAAUUCUGGAGAGGCGCUGAUGAAAAUCUGCAAACGUGAAUCUGCAAAAAGAAGGGAUGUUAAAAUAGUAUGUACAAAUUUUUAUUAUGGCCUAAUCAAUGUCAUGUUUUUGCCACCACUCUCACCAAAGUGCUUGUUCAAAGAAAGUAGAUGGAUGACUAACACCUGGUCUGUAGUGGACUGCCGCUCUGUUUGUGUCUGAAAGAAAAAUCCUCUGAAACUGAUGUCAAUGUUAGCCAAAUGACCACUCUGCUUCUUUUACAUUUCUCAUCGUGUGUCUGGAGUAAGGUGAUGAUCUUGAAUUUUAUAUCCUGUGGAUUAAUACUGGAAGUACAAGAUAACCUUAGGUGUAGAAAACGUAGCUUUUCACAUUUUAUCAUGUUUUGAUUGAAGACAUUUUACAUACAUUUUAGUCAGUUUGUGUGGUGCAGUUGUACCCAGUUUAAAAUAAAUGCCUGCCUUAAAUGGU
Messenger RNA from Scatophagus argus, 5111 nucleotides. Its product is annotated as kelch-like protein 28. The transcript has 6 exons. The record is from RefSeq and is a predicted model, not a curated record. Gene Ontology annotation, molecular function: protein binding. Bases 158 to 1873 code for a protein of 571 amino acids. NCBI's taxonomy places the organism in Eukaryota, Metazoa, Chordata, Actinopteri, Scatophagidae.